Molecule: messenger RNA, 3148 nt
Organism: Passer domesticus (house sparrow)
Lineage: Eukaryota; Metazoa; Chordata; Aves; Passeriformes; Passeridae
Gene: USP4
Product: ubiquitin specific peptidase 4
Exons: 22
Coding region: 52-2910 (952 amino acids)
Biological process (GO): protein deubiquitination
Cellular component (GO): nucleus
Molecular function (GO): cysteine-type deubiquitinase activity
Source: RefSeq, a predicted model, not a curated record
CCCGCCCGCGCGCGCUCCGACCUCCGCCCGCGCCGGGUCUCGCGCACGGACAUGGCGGCGGCCGCGGCCGGCGGGGAACGGGCCCGGCCGGACCCGGCGGAGCAGCGGGCCGAGCUGGGCCCGCUCCUCGCCACGGCCCUCCGGCCCGGCGAGUCCUGGUACCUGGUGGAGAGCCGGUGGUUCAAGCAGUGGAAGAAGUAUGUGGGCUUCGACAGCUGGGACAUGUUCGGCGCCGGCGAUCCCAACCUGUUCCCGGGCCCCGUCGACAACGCGGGCCUGUUCCCGGGGCCCAUCGACAACUCGGGCCUGUUCGGCGAUCCGCAAACGCAGAGUUUGAAAGAGCACCUCAUUGAUGAGCUGGAUUACGUGCUGGUGCCCACCGAAGCCUGGAACAAACUAGUAGCGUGGUACGGCUGUAUAGACGGGCAGCAGCCUAUUGUGAGGAAAGUGGUGGAGUACGGGCUGUUUGUGAAGCACUACAAGGUGGAGGUUUAUCUCCUGGAGCUGAAGCUGUGCGAGAGCAGCGAUCCCGACAAUGUCAUCAGCUGCCACUUCAGCAAGGCAGAUACUGUUGCUACCAUUGAGAAAGAAAUGAGAAAACUCUUCAAUAUCCCAGCUGAGAAGGAAACCAGGCUAUGGAACAGGUAUAUGAGUAACACUUAUGAGCAGCUCAGCAAGAUGGAUAGCACAGUGCAAGAUGCAGGGCUCUAUCAGGGUCAGGUUGUUUUAAUAGAAGUGAAAAAUGAAGAUGGCACGUGGCCUGGACAGCAUUGCCUGGCAAAAUCAAGCACUGCAACUAGCAGAAACUUUACUACCUCUUCAAAAUCAUCAGCAAGUUCUUAUUCCUCAGUGUCUGCCACUUCUGUCAUUACUAAUGGUGAUAGCAGUAACUCCUAUGGACUGAACAGCUCCCACCUGGGCAGGGGAGGUUCUGGGUUUGUCUGUAACUCUUACAACUGCAGGGACAGUGCUUCCCUCUCACAACCUGGACUCUGUGGACUCAGUAACCUUGGAAACACCUGCUUCAUGAAUUCUGCAUUACAGUGCCUGAGCAAUACUCCUCCUCUGACUGACUACUUCCUGGAAGAUAAAUAUGAAGCUGAAAUAAAUCAGAACAACCCACUGGGGAUGAGGGGAGAAAUUGCAGAAGCCUAUGCAGAUCUCAUUAAACAGAUGUGGUCUGGGAGACAGUCCCACGUGGCCCCACGUAUGUUCAAAACACAGGUUGGGCGAUUUGCUCCUCAGUUCUCAGGAUACCAGCAGCAGGAUUCCCAGGAGCUCUUGGCUUUUCUGCUCGAUGGCUUGCAUGAGGAUUUGAACAGAGUGAAGAAGAAGCCCUACUUGGAGCUGAAGGAUGCCAAUGGCAGACCUGAUUCGGAGGUGGCAAAAGAGGCAUGGGAGAAUCAUAGGCUGAGGAAUGAUUCCAUCAUUGUGGAUAUUUUUCACGGUCUUUUCAAGUCUACCCUUGUUUGUCCCAAAUGCUCUAAAGUUUCUGUGACCUUUGAUCCCUUCUGUUACUUAACUCUGCCACUGCCCCUGAGGAGGGAUCGUCUCAUGGAAGUUACCCUGGUGUAUGCAGACCCACAGCGCAGACCUGUCCAGUACCGGGUUGUGGUGCCAAUGAUGGGGGCCAUCUCGGAUCUCUGUGAAUCACUUUCCAAACUCUCUGGUGUUCCUGCAGAAAAUAUGGUGGUGACAGACGUGUAUAAUCACAGAUUCCACAAAAUCUUCCAAAUGGAUGAAGGUUUAAAUCAUAUCAUGCCAAAAGACGACAUCUUUGUGUAUGAAGUUUGCAAGCCAAGUGAGGAUGGCUCAGAGUAUGUUACUCUCUCCAUUUACUUUCGGGAAAAGACAGUGAGGCAAUCCAGCAAUACUUCAGGGACUGUGCUCUUUGGGCAGCCACUGCUGAUAUCUGUGCCCAAACACAAGCUCACUGUGGAUCACCUGUACAGUGUGGUUUUGAGGCAGAUCAGCCGCUGUGUGAAACUCCCUCUGGCAGAAGAAUACUCCUCACCCUGCCCAGACAGAGGAACCUGCAAUGGCUCCAAUGGUGUGGUUGAAGGCGACAUUGAAGAGAUGGAGCAUCAGGAUGGUGAAGAGGAAGGCAAGGAAAAGCUGACAGAAGUUGAUCCCUGCCACUCUGAGGGUUGUAUGCAGGUGGAGUCAGCAAGAGACCUGCAGCCUUGCAAGAAACAGUAUUUCACUUUUAGCCUUGUGAAUUCCUCUGGGACCUCGGAGAUAAACUCCAUUGUUGAAGGAAAAAUCUUAAAACUGAAUGCUUUUUCUGCAGUUGCUAUUGACUGGGAUUCUGAGACACGGAGGCUGCUGUAUGAUGAACAGGAGGCACAGGCAUUUGAAAAACAUGGAAGCAUGCUACAGCUACAGAAGAAGAAGGCUGUUGUAGCCCUCAGAGACUGCAUAGAGCUCUUCACUACUAUGGAAACGCUUGGUGAACAUGACCCGUGGUACUGCCCUAACUGUAAGAAACAUCAGCAGGCCACGAAGAAGUUUGACUUGUGGUCUUUGCCCAGGAUUUUGGUGGUACAUUUAAAACGCUUCUCCUACAGCAGAUACUGGAGGGAUAAACUUGACACGGUUGUGGAAUUCCCCAUCAGGGGUUUGAACAUGUCCGAGUUUGUCUGCGACCCAAGGGCAGGCUCAUACGUGUAUGACCUCAUUGCAGUAUCCAAUCACUAUGGAGCCAUGGGAGUUGGCCACUACACUGCCUAUGCCAAGAACAAGGUGAACAACAAGUGGUACUACUUCGACGACAGCAGCGUCUCGGUGGCUUCAGAAGACCAAAUAGUGACAAAAGCUGCGUACGUGCUGUUCUAUGAGCGCCGAAACAGCGAGGAACAUUGUGGCCCCUCUGCUCCCCAAGAAGAGUGUGAUGGCAUGGACACCAACUAAGCACCACCUCCAGCACUCAGCCACCAUGGUAGUGGUUGCUCUUGUAAAGCAAUGCCUGAGGCGCCUGAAAAUUUUUCUUCCUUCUGUAGGGGUCAAGCAGAAAAUCAAGCACUGAGAGAUUCAGUGCUGGGGGUUGCAGAACAGCACUGAAGAGCCAGGAAUAGGUGCUGACACUUGGGUAUUUAGAGGCCAAAAAUAAUAUAUAUUGGAGCUUCAAUAAAGUUCUUUUUAAAAUCUG